AUGGGUGACCAGGUCGGCCUGCGGUUGACCGAGGCCCGUCUUGGGCGACUAGGCCGACCGAUGGGUGGCCGGGUCGGCCUACUGGGGACUGAGGUCCAUGUGUGCGACCAGGCCGACCGACGGGUGUUUGAGAACGAUCCAUAUCGGUACUGUUCAACUGGUACCGUCGAUCGGUAUGACCCCGUUAGUGGUAACCUUAACCACUCAUCACAGUUGGAACCAACGACCUCUCUCGCCUUGUCACCUCCAGGCAUUCGGUCCCUUUCCCGCCCGCGAGGUCUCAUGUCCAUCCGGCUCCUCGUCCCUAAAGUCCAACAGUUUCGAAAACUCGGUUCACCACAAAGUCCAGCUAUUCAGACUUCCAACACUCUGCCGGAAUCUGAAGAGGCUGCAAGGGUGCGUGGGACUAAGGACUAG
Molecule: messenger RNA, 417 nt
Organism: Peronospora matthiolae
Lineage: Eukaryota; Oomycota; Peronosporomycetes; Peronosporales; Peronosporaceae
Source: the annotation of a GenBank genome assembly